This is a messenger RNA of Geodia barretti, 449 nucleotides long. The record is from the annotation of a GenBank genome assembly. NCBI's taxonomy places the organism in Eukaryota, Metazoa, Porifera, Demospongiae, Tetractinellida, Geodiidae.
UUGAGAAAGAUGGAGGCAGAAGAGGAGACAGGACUAGCAGGUCCCAGGAGAGGAGUGAGGGUAACACGACACUCGUAUGUGGCCAUGUCAGAGAAGUGGACAGGACUGAAUGUGAGGCUACUGUGUACACCACCCACAUCACCAGUGGCUCCAGAUAUGGAUAGUGUCUUCACUCUUUCUGAGCAUCACAGAUGGAGGUGCAACUGUAGUGUAGCUGGCAGUACAGGUGUAGUUUCCUCCAUGAGCCAGUGAUAUUUGUUCCUCAGUGGAUGGACCGUGCCACUGGAUAGAGACAGAGCUGUCUCUAGCUCUGUGGGAGAGAGCCACUGUGCAGCAUCUUCAUGAUGACUCACUGAUGUUAACGUUGAUGGUAGCCUGUACUAGCCUUGAUGAUACCCCAUUGGCAGUGUAACUGGCAGUGCAGACUCCAGGAGUGGUCAUGACAGGCU